AUGGGCAUGACAGCUUCGUUGGGUGCAGGAGUGCUUCUUACUGAGGAUGGCGGAAUGAAGACGAUUUACGAAUUGAUGGCAAACUUGGGUGCAACGGUUCUAGCGUCCGUGAGACAGCACGGUGACAUUCUAGCACUAUACGUACCGAAACCGGAUGACUUCACGAAGAAAGUAGAUCGACCGCAACUGCAAAAUUCACCGUUCCUCGCCGCGCUUAUUACUAUCAUGGAGAGGAUUCAACGUGAUGUCGAACCACAAUUGAAGAAGCUCACCGUUGACAAUGAAACUGGCUACAAGCUGACUAAGGUGCCAGACUUAUUCACGCGUUUAGAACUUUCCAACACAUUGACGACGAUGGCGGUCAAUGUUGAUCAACAGUUUUAA
Haemonchus placei is the source of this 384-nucleotide messenger RNA. The record is from the annotation of a GenBank genome assembly. Lineage: Eukaryota; Metazoa; Nematoda; Chromadorea; Rhabditida; Trichostrongylidae.